GAUCCAGGCACUGCAUGUGUGUAGGAAAGGCCCUCUGAGCAUGCCCUGCAAGAGGACAGCCAUCUGUAAGACACAGGCAAGGCCUCCUGGGAGCCUGGCCAUGAUGCGGUGCAUCCAGCCUUUAGGACUACAAGAGAUACAUGUCUGUGCAUAAGCCUUCAAUACACAGGAAAACUUCCAGACUGUGUCAUAUUGAUGUUCCAACCUGCAGGAAGCUGAGGCGAGAGGAUCACCACAAGUUUGAGGCUUGCUUGAGCUAUGUUGUGAAUUCCAGGCCAGCCCAAACUACAUAAUGAGGACUUGUCUCAAAAGCAAAAGCAAAAACAAACGAACAAAAAAACACAUGCCCAAGAAAACCAAGCUUGCUCAUAGAGGGGAACUGGAGAUGGCCUCUAAUCGUCACUCUUCUCACCUGAACUUCCCAAGUAUCUCUGGUAUGGUUUGGACAAGUGUCCCCCAAAGGCCCAUGUGUUGAUGGCUUGAUUCCCAGGGUAGGAAUACUAGGAAGCAGUAGAAUCUUUAAGAAGUGGAGCCCGGCGGCGACCCCACGCCAACCGACCAGCCCAGCGUGCUGGCGGCGGUUUGCGUCGUUGGUCCCCGAGACUUAAGAUCGACUUCUGAAGAGCCGAAGGGGAGCUGCAGCCAUGAAUGAAGAAAACAUGGAUGGAACAAAUGGAUGCAGCGAAGUUCGAACUGGUAUUCAGAAUGAAGCGGCCCUGCUCGCAUUGAUGGAGAAGACGGGGUACAACAUGGUUCAAGAAAACGGACAAAGGAAAUUUGGGGGUCCUCCUCCGGGUUGGGAAGGUCCACCUCCACCAAGGGGGUGUGAGGUUUUUGUAGGAAAAAUACCUCGAGAUAUGUAUGAAGAUGAGUUAGUAUUUGAAAGAGCUGGGAAGAUACAUGAAUUUCGACUUAUGAUGGAAUUUAGUGGUGAAAAUAGAGGUUAUGCUUUUGUGACGUAUACUACGAAAGAAGAAGCCCAAUUGGCUAUUAGAAUUCUUAAUAAUUAUGAGAUUCGGCCAGGGAAGUUUAUUGGUGUCUGUGUGAGCUUGGAUAAUUGCAGAUUAUUUAUUGGAGCUAUUCCCAAGGAAAAGAAGAAAGAAGAAAUUUUGGAUGAAAUUAAGAAGGUUACAGAAGGAGUUGUAGAUGUCAUUGUUUAUCCAAGUGCAACUGAUAAGACCAAAAAUCGUGGUUUUGCUUUUGUUAAGUAUGAAUCUCACAGAGCCGCUGCUAUGGCUAGGAGAAAACUAAUUCCAGGUACGUUCCAACUGUGGGGCCAUACCAUUCAGGUGGAUUGGGCUGAUCCAGAGAAAGAAGUUGAUGGGGAAACUAUGCAGAGAGUUAAAGUUCUCUUUGUAAGAAAUUUAAUGAUCUCAACUACAGAGGAAACAAUUAAAGCAGAAUUUAAUAAAUUCAAACCAGGUGCCGUUGAACGAGUAAAAAAACUUAGAGAUUAUGCUUUUGUUCACUUUUUCAACCGAGAAGAUGCAGUGGCUGCUAUGUCUGUGAUAAGUGGGAAAUGCAUCGAUGGAGCAAGUAUUGAGGUAACACUUGCAAAACCAGUAAAUAAAGAGAGCACCUGGAGGCAGCAUCUUAAUGGUCAGAUGAGCCCCAGUCCUGAAAACCUGACUGUGUACGCUAACAAAGAAGACAGGCUAGGCAAAAGUCUAGGCAAGACACCAACUCUUUCUGCUCGUCUCAAUGGUCAGCACAGCCCAAGCCCCCCUGAAAUUGAAAGAUGCACUUACCCUUUCUUCCCUGGGACAAAGCUUACUCCAAUUAGUAUGUAUUCCUUGCAAUCCAGUCAUUUUAAUUCUGCAGUAAUGCACUUGGAUUAUUACUGCAACAAAAAUAAUUGGGCACCACCAGAGUAUGACUUGUAUUCAGCAACCAGUCAGGAGGGGAAAGUACUCCUGGUAUACAAAAUAGUUAUUCCUGCUAUUGCAAAUGGGUCCCAGAGUUACUUCGUGCCAGACAAACUCUGUACUAUGAUUGAAGAUGCAAAGGAACUGGUAGCCCAGUUUACAUUGCUUCAUUUGGACAGGGAACACAGUUUCUUCAGCCUGGACCUGUGUAGAAGAAUUUGGAGAAAAUAAGCAGGUCCUUUUUGAUGUUGCUUGAGCUUAUUCUCCUGCAGUUGAUCUCAUUCCCGUUGGCUAAACAUAAGUUCCAUGACAGCACUAAGUUAAUGUGCCUGUGUUAGAGGCCUCAUUUAUGAUACCAGGACCGUACUGCAGAGAACAUAACUCUCUACCUGUCCGUUAAAUGACCUAACUCCUCUCCUCUUAUUCCUAGAAACACUAUAACCUUAACAUACCCAUUAUAUGUUACCAUAAUUUGACUAAAGAACAUAGUUGAGUUUUUGGAAAAUAUAAGAUUUACCAAUUUGGUCUUUAAUACACACAUAAUUAUUAGUUAACAAAGCAGGAAAUUAUUGGUAUAUAUGAUGAAUGUAUACUGAGGAACAGUAUUUCAAAUAGAAUUAUUUUUUAAUUUGGUUUAAUUUUUGGAUAUUUUUCUAUACUAUAAGUUGAUAAUGGUUUCUUAAAGUUUAUUUUAUGAGGACGAUUCAUUUUAUUGUUUUAUGGUACCAGUAGGACUAUUAAAUUGGUAUGUGGAGUUUUAUAAAUGUUCCUAUUAGCUUUAAAUAAUGAAAUAUUGGAAGUUAGUUUAUGCCAUAUGUUUCUAAAGUGCAGGGGUAAUAUUUCUGCUGUUUGAUAAUUAAUACAGUUUUUAAAAAAGCAACUAUGAAUUGUUGUUUUUUUAUCUUUUCUUCAUGAAUUACCCCUUAUUGCUAGAACCAAAUUUAAAAGAAGCUUUUUUGUGGAGCGCAGACAAAUCAGAGAUUUUCUUUUUCUAUGUUUCUUUUUCUAUGUUAUUAUCUUUUUCUAUGUCAAGAAUGCAAUCUGUUAAGAUCUCUGAAGCAUUGUGUCAGUGAAGGAAAGCAUUAAAUUCUGACUUGGUAAAACUAUUAGGAUUUGCAUUGCAGUGACCUUGGAAGUAAUCUUUACCACUGAUAGGGUAUCAUCAGGAUCUUAAAUGUUAAACAUUAUGUUAAAAUGUGAUUAUAGUUUUAAUGCUUUGUCUCUUUGAAUUAAAUUUGUGUCCAUAAAGAUGUGCAGUGUAAUUGUUCAUGUAUUUAUUUACAGACUGCAGUUUCCGUCGCAGCUCAAUAAAUAGUCUUUCCCCUGUUAGUGCUACUACCCUCUCUUCUGGGAUUCCCAGCAUGCUUCCUUACACUUCAAGGCCUUACUCUUAUCCAAGCUAUCCCUUGUCACCAACAGUGUCACUUGUUAAUGGCAGCCAUGUGGGACAACGACUAUAUAUCUCCAAUCAGGCCUCAUUCUUCUGAAGAAAAUCUGUAAACAUUAGUAUGAAAAUUACUUUGUGUAAAGCAUGCAAAGUAAACUACUGUUUUAUUUUAGAAUCGGGUUUGCACAUUUGGCUUUAAAAAUAAUACAUUCCAACAUACUAAACAGCAACUAUAGUUCAGAAUAACAGAGUUAUAGAAUUUAUUUUAAGAUGCAAUAUUUGAAAAGUUAUUCCAGGGUUUGCAAA
Cavia porcellus (domestic guinea pig) is the source of this 3558-nucleotide messenger RNA. Its product is annotated as probable RNA-binding protein 46. Gene Ontology annotation, cellular component: nucleus. Lineage: Eukaryota; Metazoa; Chordata; Mammalia; Rodentia; Caviidae. Gene Ontology annotation, molecular function: mRNA binding. The coding region runs from base 645 to 2096 and encodes 483 amino acids. The record is from RefSeq and is a predicted model, not a curated record. The transcript has a single exon.